UUUUCUGGUCCGCGCUCUCUCUCUUCUCUCUUUCUCCCUCAUAGUCGUUCUUGUUUCUCACUCCUACAUCCUCAAACCCUAGAGCCCUUCAGUUCCCUCCAUCCCUGUUCCGAUUUCAUGAUUCGAUUCUUUAACAUCAUAGAUUUUCUCUCCUGAGUAUUUAUUUUUCCAUUCCAUCUUCCCGAGAAAAUCCGGUUCGAUUCGAGAUUUUCCGAAACAUCGUCGGAGUAGGAGGAGGAGGAGGAACAAAUCAUCGAGACAUAAAUGGCGACUGCAACAAGCAGUGUGUAUGUUAGUGUUAUUGAAGAUGUUGUCAGCAAGGUCCGCGAAGAGUUCCUCAACAACGGUCCCGGAGAAGACGUUCUGAAGGAGCUUCAAGGAAUGUGGGAAACGAAAAUGAUGCAAGCGGGUGUAGUAAAUGCCCCCAUAGAGAGGUCCGGUGCAGCGAAGCCCACGCCUGGAGGUCCAAUUACUCCAGUUCACGAUCUCAACGUACCAUAUGAGGGGACUGAGGAGUACGAAACCCCUACAGCUGAAAUACUCUUCCCCCCCACGCCGUUGCAGACUCCGAUUCAAACACCUUUACCAGGAACUGCUGACAUUUAUAAUAUUCCCACCGGGCCUAGUGACUAUUCUGCAUCUGGAAAUGAUAAUGGUGGCGGUGGUGGUGGCGGCGGCGCUGGCACACCUAGCAGUGGCAACACUGAACUGAAAUCUGCUACUGGAAGACCUAGUCCAUACAUGCAACCUCCUUCACCUUGGAUGAGCCAGCGGCCUCCACUUGAUGUUAACAUUGGUAAGCAUGGUUGUAUACUGCAGACAUUACAAAGCUUCUGUUCUUCAUGGUUUUAUGGUAAUUAUUGUUGUGUGGAUGUAGCUUAUGUGGAAGGGCGGGAUGAAGUGGACAGAGGAACCUCUAAUCAAUCUUCCACGCAAGACUUCUUCACGAUGAAUUCUGGUAAGCGAAAACGUGAAGAUCUUCCUCCACAGUACCAGGCGGGUGGCUUUGUCCCCCAGCAAGAUGGAGCUGGGGAUACCACCCCUGAGGUUUUUGAGAUUGAGGUCAUUGGAGGAAGAAAUAGUGAAAUGGUAGAGCGCAUGCUUAGGUCAUCCUCAAAGAUUCCUCAACUUGAUGGGCCUAUUCCUGAUCCUUAUGAUGAUGUGCUUUCUACUCCCAAUAUAUACAACUAUCAAGGAGUCUUUAACGAGGAUUACAACAUAGCAAACACGCCUGCUCCCAAUGACAUUCCAGCCAGCACUCCUGCUAUUCCUGCUCCAGAAGAUGUUGGAGAGGACGAUGACGAUGAGCCCCCGUUGAAUGAAAACGAUGAUGACGAUUUGGAUGACGUGGACCAAGGGGAGGAGCUAAAUACACAGCAUUUAGUUUUGGCUCAGUUUGACAAAGUUACACGCACCAAGAGCAGGUGGAAAUGCACAUUGAAGGAUGGCAUUAUGCACAUAAACAAUAAAGAUAUUCUCUUCAAUAAGGCAACAGGGGAAUUCGACUUCUGAGUAGGCGAAGAAAUAUGAGUUUCGCCGACAUAGUGGAUGUGGCCAGCCUUAGAAGGGAGCAAGUGGAGGGGGCGGUGUGGUCGGAUGUUUAGGUGACUUUUGUUUAUUGAUUAUAUAUUAAGUGAAAGCUUGAGGGAAGAGAAAAAAACAUGGUUAGUACUUUUAUUAAGAUUGGGAUGGACGUUGGCCUGGUGUACAUAAUGAAUGAGCUUUUUCGGCCUAAAAUGGAUGGUCGCUCGAGGCAUUUCCAGAAGUUGAAAUUCUGUAAUGGAAUAUUAUAUCAUUCCAUCGACUUUGUAUACUUGGGGACUUUUUUUUUUCUUCUUUGGGGGUUAAUUUAUGAAUUGAAUUACUUAUCAUC
Molecule: messenger RNA, 1873 nt
Organism: Humulus lupulus (European hop)
Lineage: Eukaryota; Viridiplantae; Streptophyta; Magnoliopsida; Rosales; Cannabaceae
Exons: 10
Coding region: 265-1512 (415 amino acids)
Biological process (GO): transcription by RNA polymerase II; transcription initiation at RNA polymerase II promoter
Cellular component (GO): transcription factor TFIIA complex
Source: RefSeq, a predicted model, not a curated record